Molecule: messenger RNA, 909 nt
Organism: Fragaria vesca subsp. vesca
Lineage: Eukaryota; Viridiplantae; Streptophyta; Magnoliopsida; Rosales; Rosaceae
Exons: 3
Coding region: 1-909 (302 amino acids)
Biological process (GO): cellular response to nitrogen starvation
Source: RefSeq, a predicted model, not a curated record
AUGUUGGGUUUUAGCAGAAACGUUGUCAACAAGUCUUACAAGUCGGAAGUCCCUUUCGAGAAAAGGGAAGCAGAAGCUGCUCGCAUUAGAGAGCAUCAUCCUGAUAGAGUACCAGUGAUUGUUGAAAAGGCGAACAAAAGUGAUGUGCCUGAUAUUGAGAAGAACAAAUACCUGGUGCCUGCCGAUAUUACUGUUGGGCAUUUAGUCUUUGUGAUCCGGAAAAAGAUCAAGCUUGAUCCUGACCAGGCAAUUUUUGUUUUCGUUAAGGAUAUUUUGCCACCAACAGCUGCUUUAAUGUCUUCAAUUUAUGAGAAACGUAAGGAUGAAGAUGGUUUUCUUUAUAUGACAUACAGUGGCGAGAGCACGUUUGGGAUUUUACUCUAUAACAUGUUAUCAACAGCUCUUGAGCUGAUAGCUCCACCACCUUCAAAAUCCACUGUCCCGAUUUUUCUUCUUUUUGAAAAAGCCCCAGGUCCCCUCGGCUCCUCCGUCGCACUUCGGUCGUCGCCGAUCACAUCUCCGAUCCAAUUUUUCCUGCUUUUUCGAUCGAUCAAAGAUUUGAAGAUUUGUAAGAUCAUUUUGUGCCUUGCUGCAUUUGCUAAACUCCUAGCUCAAAUUAUGAAACUCAAGGCACACCACCCUGAUCAUCUGAUCAAGUCUAUUCGAUUGGACAAUGCAGGAGAGUUUACAUCAAAAUCUUUUGAUGAUUAUUUCUUAUCUAUUGGGAUUGAUGUUGAACAUCUCGUUCCCCAUGUUCAUUCACAGAACAAUCUUGCUGAAGCAACAACCAAGCGGUUACAGCUUGUGGCUCAGGCAUUGGGGAUGCGCACCAAUCUACCCGUAUUUGCAUGUGAUCAUGCAAUUUUACAUGCAGUUGUACUUAUUCGUUUCAGACCCACCGUCAACUAA